Molecule: messenger RNA, 1340 nt
Organism: Cryptococcus deneoformans JEC21
Lineage: Eukaryota; Fungi; Basidiomycota; Tremellomycetes; Tremellales; Cryptococcaceae
Exons: 8
Coding region: 107-1111 (334 amino acids)
Cellular component (GO): cytoplasm
Source: RefSeq, a predicted model, not a curated record
UAGUAUCUGCUGAAAUAGAUAAAGCAGCAGCUCCAUCAGAUAUCCACAGCUUCAAUUACUCUACAACAGGCACUGAAUGAGCAGAUAUUUUCAUUGGUAAAUCAUAAUGGCGACCGUUACGACCACCGCCGCUACCAGUCUUCUCUUUAAACAGGCGACCAUUGCGGGAGCCCAAGUACCGCCUAUGGCCAUCGGUACUUGGUCUUGGGGGGAUAAAACCUGGGGCUAUGAAUCCAAAGACUUCGAGAAUAUUAAGGAGGCAUGGAGUGCUUCUGUGAAGGCUGGAUUGACCUUCUUUGACACUGCUGAGGCCUAUGGUAAUGGUGAAUCCGAAAGGAUCAUUGGUCGUCUUAUCAAAGAAGGAACGUCUGAAGAAAAUAAAGCUAGGCUCUACAUUACGACCAAAUUCCUCCCUUUCCCCACCAGAAAUGGCUUUUUCCUCUUCAAUCCCCCAGUCGUAGAGCAUCUAAAGGCCUCUUUAGAGAGAUUGGGACUUGAUUCAGUCCCCCUAUAUCAGUUGCACUCCUCUAUCUCUCUAAAUUCCCAUGAGAAAAUAGCAGCAGGAUUGGCUCAAUGUGUCAAGCUGGGUCUAGCCAAAGCUAUCGGGGUUUCUAACUUCAGCAAGGAUGAGCUCAUCAAGAUGAGCGAUUUGUUGGAGAAGCAUGGGGUCAAAAUUGCUUCCAAUCAGAUUGAAUUCAGCCUUCUCCGCCAACUACCUGAAGAGAAUAGGCUUCUGGAAGAGAUGAAAAAGAGGGGCAUCGCUUGUUUGGCUUAUUCCCCGUUGGCAAUGGGACGCCUGACGGGCAAAUAUAAUGCUUCUAACCCUAUUCCUCCUGGACGAAGGUUCAGCUCCCAAUAUAGCUGGGAACAACUUGAACCCCUCAUUUCUGAACUGGGUACUUUGGCCAACAAGUACGAGGUAACGCAUUCAGCAGUCGCUUUGAAUUGGGUCAUGUGUAAGGGCGCUAUACCUUUGGGUGGUGCAAGGAAUAAGAGUCAGGCGGAGCAAAAUGCCAAAGCUGUGACGUUCAAGCUUACCGAUGAAGAGGUUGACAGAUUAUCGAGUUUGGGAUUCAGUGGAAAGAACACUUGGUUCUGGCAACGAGGAUAAAGACUUUUACUCGAGUAAUACUACUACAGUUUGCUCUAUCCCCUUAACACAUGCGGACAAUAUUCCUGGUUAUUCCAAUACAUCUAACAGGGUGGAUCUGAGAUGAGAACAGUAGUAUUGUAUUGCUAUUUAAUCAAGUAUCGUAGCAUACAACAUCCAUAGCCUCCCUAUCCCACUCUUUGACCCACUUGAUAACAUCGCUCCAGGUCUUUGUCCUAUGAAGUCCAUG